Molecule: messenger RNA, 2699 nt
Organism: Equus caballus (horse)
Lineage: Eukaryota; Metazoa; Chordata; Mammalia; Perissodactyla; Equidae
Gene: VAMP1
Product: vesicle associated membrane protein 1
Biological process (GO): vesicle-mediated transport; SNARE complex assembly; vesicle fusion
Cellular component (GO): plasma membrane; SNARE complex
Molecular function (GO): syntaxin binding; SNAP receptor activity
Source: RefSeq, a predicted model, not a curated record
GGCGCGGCCGCUGCAGUCGCUUCCGCCGCAGCUGGGGCUCCAGCUGGUUGUUUGCAGGCGGAGCUCUGGGGUUACGUCCACUUCAGCCGCAGCGUUUCCUCUGCCAGGUGUCUCGCCGCAGCCUCGGGAGAGGAGACGGACGCCUCCCCCAUCUGUCAGAGAAAUGUCUGCUCCGGCUCAGCCACCCACCGAGGGGGCAGAGGAGACUGCCCCAGGUGGGGGUCCCCCUGGCCCUCCUCCUAAUGUGACCAGUAACAGACGACUACAGCAAACCCAGGCACAAGUGGAAGAGGUGGUAGACAUCAUGCGUGUGAAUGUGGACAAAGUCCUGAAGAGGGACGAGAUACUGUCAGAGCUGGAUGACCGAGCUGAUGCCUUGCAGGUGGGAGCGUCGCAAUUUGAGAGCAGCGCUGCCAAGCUAAAGAGGAAGUAUUGGUGGAAAAACUGCAAGAUGAUGAUCAUGCUGGGAGCUAUCUGUGCCAUCGUCGUGGUAGUUAUUGUAAUCUACUUUUUUACUUAAGAAUGUGCCACCCCUUCCCUGUUCUCCAUUGCCAUCCAAACUCAUGUCCCCCUCCCUCUGUUUGCUCUCUCAGUGAACUUCCCUGUCUGCCUUCCUCCAUCCUAGCCCAGGCUUCUCCAUCACCCAUUCCUCCUUUGCUGUUGCUUUCAUUUGCACGAUGUCCCUCAACGCUAGAAAUGCUGCUUGUGGCGCAGUCUUGAAGCAACUACUUGAGGAGCAACAGCUGGUGCCUCCUCCUUGCCUCCUUCUUAUGUGCUCACAAGUUCCCCCAAAGCCAAAAAGAGGUGGAGGCCAAGGGAACGGGAAGGAGCGUAGCUGAGGUGACAUGCCCAAGACAGUGCCAAGAGCAGGAGAGGAGAAGGAUAUCAGUGCCUACAGUGUCACCAGGAAAGGCCAGGCCGCUGGCAGGAGGAAGCUGUAAACAGCUGGGAAAAUGGCGGCUCCUUCAGGGCUGCCCUGAUCCCUUGGAGCUCUUCUCCUCUGCCAGGCCUGAAGGGGGGCCCAAAGUACAUCUUGGUCCUGGUGGCAUACCCAUUUAGAUCAAGAUUGUCUAUGUCUUCAGGGAUCUUGCAGUCUUUUACUUUGUUCUCCAGAGACCUGGAGAACAUGUAUUAAUUACAAAAAUACCAGAAAAAAUACCAAAAUAGCAAAAAUACCAAAAAAAAACCCAACCUCAUUCCCAUCCUAGAAGCAGUCCCAGAAGCUCAUAACUGGAAGGGGCUGUCUCUUGUCCACCUUUUCUGCAGAAUUCUGGAUUGUUCAUGAGAACCCCAAAUAAUUUCAUAAAGCCAAAGUUUGAGACGCUCAGUUAGUUUUAAUUGUUGGCUUAGAUAAAGAGGGAGUGCUUGUUAGUUAUAGAAAAACAGUGAGUUGAGGGCCUAAUUUGAGAAUAACAAGCUCGGGGGAACCCUCUUGCCCUCUUGUUAAGGAAGGUCCUGUUCCCUUCCCGUUGAUAAGGGAGUGUGAGGGUGUUAGAAGUGAGGAUCUUGGACUCUCAGGGACUCCUUUCCUCCACACUAUCCCUGUGUACUUGCCAAAGAGAGGGAUGAGGCAGGAGGUCCUCCCUGAGGCCUGGCCCAUUCUGAGUGUUGACAGAAGUCUUGGGGUGGGAGGCAGGGCAGUCUGCAGACAGGUGUGCUCGUGUAUUGCCAUGUUGUCAUGGGGCCUCUCUGUACUUCCUAAGGUAUGUUCCUCUUCUAAACCCCCCGUGCCCACCUGAAUUCCACUUUGCCUUCUUUCCUUUCCUCCUUUUUGCAUGGUUUCUGGGUGCAGACGGUGGAGCCUGAGGAUGGGAGCUGCUCAGCUUGUCUUGGGAGCCACUGCUGGGCUUCAGGACACGGUGUUGAGUGGGAUAGACUGAGGUGUGAGGGGAGGAGGGCAGGCUGGGAACAGAAGGGGGAACGCCCAUGACCCUUUAUUCCUUCCGUCCUCUGAUCCACAAGCAGGAAGAGGCUGAGGCCAGGCUGGGCUGAGUCUGGAUGCUCACUUUCCAUGCAGCAGCAUUUCAUUGCGCAAAACCAUCCUUCCUCUCCCUUUGCCCCUGUUUCCCACAUUCCCUUCGUCCUGCCCCAGGGCGGGACCGAAGAGCUGGAAGAAAGCAGUCAGUGUACCCUCCCAACGGCCCCCCUCGAAGGUCUCCACUCUCCUCUGGCUCCUCCUUGCCUAAUGCAGGGGGUCACCGCUGGAGAAGAACCACCACUGUCCUGGAUGUGUCCCAAGCCUGGAGCAAAUUCGCCCUCUUGGCCCACUCAGCCCUCUCAUAGGAAUUAUUUCCUGGGUUUCCAUCCCUCUGAGGCACACCAGAAGUAGUUGACUUUGUUCUUUUGGGGAUGUCACCCCUUCUACUUUCUUUCUCACCCCACCCAGUACCCUCUUCUGUGUCUUUGCUGUCUCCCUUCCCUCCCACCACCCAUGUGCAUGAGCAGAUAUGCAACGAAACCCCGGGACUUUGCAGUCAAAUGAAGCCGAGCUUCCCACAUCCCCUCCUUCUUUGGUUUGCCAUGAGAUGAUGUGGGGUUUCCACUGUGUGUCUGUCGUCACCUCUUUGUCUUUUUCCCUAACCCCAAUCUCAUACUUGUAUAGAAUGAUAACAGUUGUGUUUCCACCAAAGGCAUGUGGCUUAUUUAUCAAUUUCAUGUAUUCUGAACAAAGGCAAAAAAUACAAAUUCCUACCACUAAA